UUUUAUCCUCUAUAAAACGUUGUACCCUUCCAUUUUCCUACACUGAAUGAUUAAAGGAUUUACAGCCUUCCUUCUUCAAAUUUUCGUAUCCCAAAGCUGACUUUUGCUAUACGACCAACACUACUUUUAUAUAUACACACCAUAGACAUACAGUAACGUUUGAUGGUGAACCAAGUAUCACUCACCUGCGCUAUUCUUGGCGGGUUUAUCGUCAUAUAUGGCCUUGUAUCUGGAUUUGUCAAGCAGCGAUUAUAUCUCUCUGAAGCUUUCAUUGCUACUGCUGUUGGGAUUGCGUUUGGACCUCUCGGAGCCAAUUGGUUUUCCCCCGAUUCUUUCGGUAAUGAGGAAGCUAUCACCAGAGAAUUUGCACGUCUUGUCAUUGCCAUCCAAGUUAUGGCUGCCGGAGUGGCACUUCCAAAAGCUUACCUGUGGAAAGAGAUUCGUAGCUUGAUGAUCUUACUCAUCCCAGGAAUGAUAUGGAUGUGGCUAUCAAGCUCACUGCUGGUUUGGUGGCUAAUUCCGGGGCUUAAUUUUCUGGAAUCUUUGAUGAUUGCGUCCUGCUUUACGCCAACUGAUCCUGUGUUGGCCAGUUCCAUUGUUCAAGGUCAUUUCGCAGAACAACACGUACCUUUUCACAUUAGAAACCUUAUUCUCGCUGAGAGUGGAGCAAAUGAUGGCCUCGGAUACCCAUUUCUAUUUUUAGCCGUCUACCUACUGCAAAUGCCCACCGGCCAGGCUAUAGGGAAAUGGUUUUACUGGAUUUUAGCUUUUCAGAUCCUGCUCUCCACUGUCAUUGGAUUUGUCGUCGGUUUCAUUGCUCGCAAAGCUCUCAAAUUCGCUGAACAGAAAGAAAUGAUUGAUAAAGAAUCAUUCCUUGUUUAUGCUGUUGCUCUUGCGCUGUUUCUCACAGGAACCGUCUCUAUUAUUGGAAGUGAUGAUCUACUAGCGUGCUUCAUUGCUGGUAAUUCCUUUACUUGGGAUGAUUGGUUCCGCAAAGAAACCGAAAAUGCCCAUAUGGCCGAAGUAGUGGAUGUGUUACUCAACUUGUCAAUGUUUGUGUAUAUUGGUGCAACAGUACCAUGGAAUUCUUUCACUGACUCUGCCUUAUCAUUGUCGUUAUGGCGGCUGUUUGUACUCGCGAUCUUAGUGCUUCUAUUGAGACGUCUUCCCAUCGUUCUUGCAACCUACAAAUUUGCACCGGCAAUUCAUAAUUUCCGAGAAGCUCUCUUCACUGGAUGGUUUGGUCCUAUUGGUGUUGGUGCACUUUUCUAUUAUACCGUAGCUAUUGAACAGUUUACUGAGGAUGGCCCAGAUGCCCACGCAAGAAGUGUAGUGAAACCAAUCGUGUACUUCAUGAUCUUAGCAUCCGUACUGGUUCAUGGCAAUACCAUUCCCAUGUUCUACUUGGGAUCAUUUGCAACUCGCACUCUCACCCGCACCAGCUUUUCCAGCUCUGGUACAAAUUCAGUAUCUCGCCUUCCAAAACUUGCGUUCGGAACAGAUAUUUUCUCGCGACAUAGCAAGGAUAAACACAAUGUAUCGGCAACCCGAGACGGUGUAGCGAUUACCCGGGAUGCUAACGAUGUUCCACUCGAUGUAUCACACCCACCCAAGCAAACUGCUAUCACCAUUAUCACUCCUGAUAACAUACGAACCAAGCCGAACAUGACGCACAGCGAAUCGGCUCCCAGCUUUAGUGGUGGCAUGGUGGCGCAGAAUAAGAACGCCGAAGGUUCUUCGUCUCGACUUGUUACUGAGCAAUCCAAUCGCGAAGAAAAUCUGCAUGCCGGGUUGGCUGAUAGCCCUGCUCGAAAUUCCAGUGAGAGUUUAGACGACAUCAUAUAAUUCACAUUUGAAUCUAUCAU
This is a messenger RNA of Umbelopsis ramanniana AG, 1865 nucleotides long. RefSeq lists its product as uncharacterized. Lineage: Eukaryota; Fungi; Mucoromycota; Umbelopsidomycetes; Umbelopsidales; Umbelopsidaceae. The record is from RefSeq and is a predicted model, not a curated record. Gene Ontology annotation, biological process: regulation of membrane potential; proton export across plasma membrane; sodium ion export across plasma membrane. Gene Ontology annotation, cellular component: plasma membrane. Gene Ontology annotation, molecular function: sodium:proton antiporter activity. Bases 163 to 1845 code for a protein of 560 amino acids. The transcript is spliced from 6 exons.